CAAUGAAAUAUUUAGUUGUGGUAUCUUUGAUGUAUUUUUGUUUAUGAAAAAUAAAAUGAUAUGUACUUCACAUCCCCGUCUUCGCAUUUUAAGGUUUAAUCCAGUUAAGAAAUAAGCUGGGCUCUGUCUCUAGGCUAAACUGAGUCCCGUCUCAUGACGUCACAUGGUUUCGGCAUGGUACGCGUCGCAAGUUUAACAUUGAUACAUGAACAGGAGCCCAGAUCCGUCAUCAAAAUACAGAUGUAGUUGGUCAAUAUUCUGAUGCUGUCAAAAUGUUACAGGUAUGGCAUCUGUUGGGCCACUAGACAUUCAGCCCUGCAGUCUGAUUGAUCUUCCAGCCAUCAACUCUGUGUUCAUCUCUAUAAGGUGAGGGCUGAAGAUAUGCAGCAAACAUUUCAACCAUGAAUGUGCAGCUGGAUAAUUCAUGAGACAUCCCCCUUGUGUGAAGAAUGAAGCGGUGUCUACGUCUCAUACUAAUUGCCACAGUAAUACUUAGCGUGUUUAGGCUGUUGUAUAUACUAUUUGUCCUACCAGAGUAUGGAGAAACCAGACUCCACCCAGGUCAGCUCUGGUCAAAGCGCUACCUUCCGUCUCUAGGUCACCAAAUUAAUGUCAGUCCUCAGCAAAUUGACCUGAGAGUUAUUGUCCUGGCCUAUGAUCGUGCUGAGUCUUUGACUAGGUGCCUGGCAUCGUUAAAGGAGGCUGAGUACAAUGGUGACAGGGUUCACAUUGAUGUUUGGAUUGACUGCUCUAAGAGUGGACAGAUAGAUGGAGAUACAUAUACAGCAGCCAUGUUGUUCUCAUUUAAGUAUGGCACUGUUACUGUGCAUAACCACACAAGACAUGUCGGAAUAUACGGACAGUGGCUUGGUACUUGGAAAGUAACAGAGCAAACUAAAGAAAUUGCUCUUUUCCUUGAAGACGAUGUCACAGUGUCCAAAUACUUCUACAAAUGGCUAAAGGCAGUUCAUACAAAAUAUGAUUCGGUUGCCAAUAUUAAUGGCUAUUCCACUCAGGGGAUGAGCAUGAAGCACUCCGGUGAUCGUGGAUGGCUCCAAGCACCGAAAUCAGAAGUGGUCUUCAGCUAUCCAGUAUUAGGGACUUGGGGAUUUUCACCCAGCCUGAAGAAUUGGCUUGGAUUUUUGAACUGGUAUCGAGAGACAGCUUCUAAUCCUUCUUUUCAUCCAUUGGUUCCUGGUCUGAAACCAUCUAACUGGUACCGCAGUUUCAUGAAAUCAGGUAAAACAGACUCGAUGUGGUCAAUGUGGCACAUAUAUUAUGCAAACAAGAAUAAUGAACUCACAAUAUAUCCAAAUUUGCCUUUCAGACAAGGGUUAACAACAAAUGGGAAUGAAAAGGGGUUGCAUUAUUCUACCAAACAGAAAACACAAGCAGGCAGAGCCCUUGUUGAAUGGUUAGAUAAAUACAUAGCCCUUCCAUCUGUGCCAGUCCAACUUGACACUCAUGGUAGGGUGGUGAGGUCAUGAGAGUGCUGGUAUGCAGCUUUUCAAGUCUAUACAGAACUGAAACCUGGGAUAAACGACUUGUCAGCUCAAGACAAAACUGAUACCAGUGACAUGCAACCAGUAAUAACCAAACUGAUACAGCUGAACUCAUAACUGAUACCCUCGACAUGAAGCUUUUCAGCUCAUAACCGAACUGAUACCAAAGUCAUGCAGCUUGUCAGUAGCUAAAAACAAACUUGAUACCAGUGACAUGCGUAAGGGACCGUUCAUAAUUUACGGCUAGGGGGGAUGAUGAUGAUUUUUGAAUGU
Haliotis rubra (blacklip abalone) is the source of this 1775-nucleotide messenger RNA. RefSeq lists its product as uncharacterized. NCBI's taxonomy places the organism in Eukaryota, Metazoa, Mollusca, Gastropoda, Lepetellida, Haliotidae. The coding region runs from base 450 to 1487 and encodes 345 amino acids. The record is from RefSeq and is a predicted model, not a curated record. The transcript is spliced from 3 exons.